Messenger RNA from Cordyceps fumosorosea ARSEF 2679, 1743 nucleotides. RefSeq lists its product as hypothetical. The transcript has a single exon. Bases 1 to 1743 code for a protein of 580 amino acids. The record is from RefSeq and is a predicted model, not a curated record. Lineage: Eukaryota; Fungi; Ascomycota; Sordariomycetes; Hypocreales; Cordycipitaceae.
AUGCGUAUCCCAAAAACCAAAAGUAGCUCCGCGAAGUCAGUCAGCGGACCAAAGCGCAGCUGCCAGGAACGUACACAGCCUGAUGCCACCACUCCAAAGGCCAUGAAGGACCCAAACUGGAGAACUCGCCAAGACACAGGAUCUUCCACAGACAUUGAGAACAUUAUGCCGCCCAUGGAACAGUUCAACAGCAAGCUCUACCCGCCUGUUGCUCAACUUCAAAGCAGCCACACAUCCCAGCAUGAACGGGGCAGUUUUGAUUUUUCAAUCAUGGACAAAUACUCGUCCGAGUCGUCGUCAGCUUCCGAGGGCUUUGUCAAAAUCCUCAGAAAGAUUGAUCUGAGGCCUAUAGGCGGUCGACAAAUGAGUAUUUUCGAGCUCGAUGUCCGGCCGGAAACUCCUACCCCUACCAUUGCGAGCGAUGACCGACGAUAUGUCAAAGUCGCUCGCCAUGUAUCGGGUCAUCAACGCGACUCCAGCUCAGCUACGGAAAUAACUGCAUCUUCGCACGACACGGAAAAUGUCCACAGUCGUGACUUAUUUCAAGUUGUCACUCUCGACAGACUUUGCCGCCAGUCGGCCUCGGCCUCUUCCUCUCACGCCCAUUUACACGAAUCCCGCAACAUCUACGAAAAAGGGAAAAACACCCCCAGCUCAUUCGAAUCAAAUGCCACCAUUUCUCGUGACCGACCAUCGAAGGAUGAGCUACUCCGUUCCCCUCAGACGGCCAUCCGUAACAAUCGUGAUCAAGCCUUCCAAAGACUGAUUCAACGUCUGAACCGCGACAAUCACUCCAAUGGACCCCAAUCGUCACAGUCGCCAACCAAAGCACAGGCUAAAAAUAAGCAACCCCAGCCUGAACUCAUGAACAAGGUGUUUAACAACUUUCGAAGGCCUAUGGCGGGCGAUGGUCGACGCAACCAGACCAUCUCCGACUUCAAGGUGGACUAUUGGGGCAACUGCCAGUCAAGCGUGGCAAGCCGUGACGGCUCCGAGAACACAGUACAGGCCUCCAGCAAGCAGAAUACGUGGAAUCCCAAAGCGAGAGAGUUUUAUUCCUUGAAUCGACGCCCGAUUCCUUGGGACACUGGCGCGACGGACUCACGGGAGAAAGCCUUGCCCAACUUCAACUCAUGGCCGCAGUCCAACAGCACCAAAACCAACACGCCGCCGUUCAACCCCUAUCUCUACUCCCAAGAUCAAGCUACCAGUACUAUUCCAAGUUAUCCAGUGUAUCCGUCAGCAACGCCACUCGCUCCAGCUUUCAACUUGGGACAAUGCCCGCAGACUUUUGGCAACACUCCAUACCUACCUGGAAACCCAGCUACGCAGCCAUCACUCUUUCCUCUUGCACCACUGCCCGGUUUACAAUCUCCGGCAAUGCCUUUUGGAAACUUGACAGCUCAGCAAAUCGCUGCACAGCAGAUAGCGGCUCUUCCAUACCUUGCCUCACUUGCAUCACUUAGUCAGAUCCCCCUUCUGACGGGGCUGGAGAAGCCAAACUUGCCAGUCAAUAACCGCCGCCCGCCAGUCCCAAAGCCAACUCUACCUAAUGCCGGUGCUCAGCUAGCGUAUGAAGAAUGGAUCGAAUGGCGAAAGGCCAAUGAACCGGGCUAUGCCGUUGAGUGCAAGGCCCGACAGCAGCGGAGAUCCCAAAGAUGCAAAGGGAUCAUCAAAGAAGGUGGCAGCGAUAAGCCUGCAGAGCCGCGUAUCGCACAAGCCAAUGCGGUCGCUGCUGCAUGA